This is a messenger RNA of Cladophialophora psammophila CBS 110553, 1545 nucleotides long. RefSeq lists its product as uncharacterized. Gene Ontology annotation, biological process: transmembrane transport. The transcript has 7 exons. Lineage: Eukaryota; Fungi; Ascomycota; Eurotiomycetes; Chaetothyriales; Herpotrichiellaceae. The record is from RefSeq and is a predicted model, not a curated record. Gene Ontology annotation, cellular component: membrane. Gene Ontology annotation, molecular function: transmembrane transporter activity. Bases 1 to 1545 code for a protein of 514 amino acids.
AUGGCAGACAAAGAUGAGGUUGCGUGGAUCGAAGAGCAAGCGGUCGCCAGCAAGGCUCACAACGGGCAUGACUCCAAGGAAGUUGAUGAGCGUCUUGAAGAGCUUGUCAGGACCGAAGUAUCGCGUAUUGAACUCACGCCGGAGGAGAAGAAGAGAGUUAUUCGAAAACUGGACUUGUGGAUAGUUCCCCAAGUUACCUUUUUUUACCUUUUGGCGUACCUUGAUCGCGGCAACAUUGGAAACGCUAAAAUUGCGGGAAUGCAAACUGACCUGAAUCUGAUGGGAAUCAAAUACAACGUUGUGGUCAUGGUCUUUUUCAUUCCCUAUGGCCUUCUUGAAGUACCAAGCAAUAUCGUCUUAAAGAUGGUCCGGCCGUCCUUGUGGAUCUCAUUCCUGAUUGUUGCUUGGGGGAUUGUGAUGACUCUCAUGAGUCAGGUUCAAUCUUACGGUGGUCUCAUUGCGGCCAGAUUCUUUCUCGGUGUUGCCGAGGCAGGACUCUUUCCUGGGAUAUCUUAUUUCUUGACCAUAUGGUACGAACGAUACCAGGUCCAAACGCGGUUUGCCGUUUUCUACGCUGGUGCAUCUCUCGCCGGCGCGUUCUCUGGCCUACUGGCCUUUGCUAUACAGCAUAUGGAUGGUGUUGCUGGGCUCGCUGGAUGGAGGUGGAUUUUCUUAUUAGAGGGGCUAUUCACAGUUUUAUGCGGCUUGGUUGCCGCCUUCACCAUCCCUGACAGCCCCCAACGCGCUAGGUUCCUCGAAGAGGACGAGAAGAAGUUUGUAGUCGGCAACUUGCAAAUGCAGACCGGCUCGGGACAGGGCCGCGUCACCAACGAUGAAAAGAUCGAUAGGAAAUAUAUCAUUGCUGCCUUCAAGGAGUACAAGUUAUGGCUCGGUUGUCUCAUGUGGCUCGGCAAUGGAAUUCCUGUCUACGGAUUCACUUACACAGCCCCGACGGUGGUCGUGCAAUUGGGAUAUACCACCACAAAAGCUCAACUCAUGGUCGUUCCUAUCUACGUCUGCGCAACAAUUGUGACUGUGCUUCUUGCACUUGCUUCCGACAGAGUCAAGCAGCGAUCUCCAUUCGUGAUUGGCGGUUUCCUGGCAGGAGCGUGUGGUUUCCUCGCUCUGAUCAUUAUCCCACAUCCCAAGUAUCCUGGUGUGACAUAUGGCUUCCUAUUCCUCGCCGCAAGUGGAAUUUUCUGCCCCAUUAUGCCCGCCUUAGGUUGGUUCGCGAACAAUAUGGCCCCAUCAUCCAAGCGUGCUGUUGGUAUGGCAAUACUUUUAACAGUGGGCAAUCUCGUCGGUGGUCUAUUUGGCUCAAACAUCUACCUCGAAUCCACCAAGCCUCGCUAUUUCCCGGGGUAUGGGAUCAGUUUCGCCAUCAUGCUAACAGCGGCCGCUCUCGCGUUUGCGUUGCGCAUCCUGUAUCAGCGCGAAAAUACUAGGAGAGACCGUAUGGAUCCAGAUGAGAUUCGGGAGAAAUACAGUGAAGGUGAAUUGUUGGAUAUGGGGGAUAAAAGUCCGUUCUUCAGAUACACCCUUUAA